Penicillium verhagenii is the source of this 1392-nucleotide messenger RNA. Its product is annotated as FAD-binding oxidoreductase. The transcript is spliced from 2 exons. Lineage: Eukaryota; Fungi; Ascomycota; Eurotiomycetes; Eurotiales; Aspergillaceae. Bases 1 to 1392 code for a protein of 463 amino acids. The record is from RefSeq and is a predicted model, not a curated record. Gene Ontology annotation, molecular function: oxidoreductase activity; FAD binding.
AUGACUGACACGAGUGAACACCUGAACGCGCUCGAUGCCUUCUCCCAGGACCAUUCCACUAUCAAAUAUAUUUCCCCUUCCUCCCCCGACUUUGCAUCCUCAAGUGGAGUAUGGAACGCGUCACGAAACGCUACCCCAUUGGCCGUUUUUCAGCCGCAAUCAGCAAAGGAAGUCGCGACUGUGAUCAAAUUCGCCCAGUCCAACGCUAUUCCCUUCACCCUGCGCUCUGGUGGACAUAAUCUGGAGGGUCUAGCGUUGGUCCAGGAUGCCCUGCUGAUCGACCUGCGAGCUUUGAGCUCGGUCACCGUUGCAGAGGACCGAAAGUCGGCCACCGUGGGUGGUGGGAUCUUGCAAGGCGAGCUGGUCAGCAAACUCUGGGACCAGGGUCUCGCUACUUCCACUGGUACCAUCCCCUCGGUGGGAUACUUCGGAUGGGCAUCCUAUGGUGGCUACGGGCCAUUUUCAUCUCACUGGGGCCUCGGAGUGGAUCAGAUUAUUGGCGCGAGUGUCAUCAAUCCCGACGGGGAGAUUAUCGAGGCUGACGAAGAUCUGCUUGAGGGCAUUCGUGGCGCCGGUGGAGUCUUUGGUGUUAUAGUUGACGUGACCAUCAAAGUCUACCCUCUCACUGGCAUUCUUGCCGGUCCCAUCGUCUUCGAUUCAAGCGACAUCGUCACAUCCUUCACAAAAUUCAACGCGGCCUUUACCAACCUCGAAGAAACAGACGAGUUGCCUCCAUAUCUUACUCUCCAACCCGUCUGCUUUGCCUCCCCUCACGGUCUCGCCUUUGCCAUGCUCUUCGCCUGGAGUGGUCCGGACCUCGAAGAAGGAAAGCCAUGGAUCGAAAAGAUCGCCGCCCUAGGCCCCGUCAAAAUGAACGCUGUAAAGCCAACCACAAUCCCGGAAUGGAUCAGUGGCGCAGGCGCAAACGUUCCAGACAGGGUAUAUGGAUCCAGCUGGACGUUCAAUGUAUCUCGGAUUACACCCGCCCUGGCGGAAACGAUUGCCCGCAACCUUAGCGUCCUGCCAAAUGACCCGGGUGCGAUGUUCAGCAUGCAUCAGCUUCGGGGUCCUUCUGCCGCACCGCAAGCGCAUGGAUCGUUGUUUUUGCCGAGGGAGCCGCAUUAUAUGCUUGAGAUUCUGGGAUAUGCAGCUACGCCGGAGAAUCAAGACAGGUCGGAGGCAUGGGCGAGACAGAUGGCUCAGGAGGUAGAACAAGCUGCUGAAGGAAGCCUGUUGGAGACUCCUUAUGUGUCUCUUUAUAAUUCGACGCGGUCAGAGAAUGCUGUUAGAUGGGUGGAGAAGGUGUAUGGCGAGAAGGCUGGGGUCCUCCGUGAUUUGAAGGCGAAGUUUGAUCCUACGAAUGUUUAUAAAUUGACCGUGCCUUCGCUGUAG